Molecule: messenger RNA, 871 nt
Organism: Glycine soja
Lineage: Eukaryota; Viridiplantae; Streptophyta; Magnoliopsida; Fabales; Fabaceae
Exons: 5
Coding region: 149-511 (120 amino acids)
Source: RefSeq, a predicted model, not a curated record
AAAAAAUAUAUUUAUCAAGCCUGGUUUGAGCAAAAGCGCAUUCACUCACUUUCACUGCGUGAUUGAUUAGGUUUGCUGGUUUCCAUCUAAGUUCGUUGGAAUUGUUUAAUUGUUCUUUGAUUUUCUUCACAUAGCAAUCUCUUUCACAAUGGUGAUUGCUACAAGAAAUUCCUUCAUAUCUCUUAUCUUAAUAUCCUCACUUUUUUGCACAACACUCCUUGCCAAGUCUUCUCACCCAAUCUCCGAUGCUCAAGUCAGGAAGAACAAGCUUCAGUGCUAUGCUGAUAUUGACAGUGGGUUGUGGGGUUGGUCAUGCAAAUCAACGAUGAUAGCAAGGGAGAAUUGUGCUCUAAGAUGCCUUUCACCAGCUUGUUACGAGCUCAUCUACGAGAGUGACCCGCUCGAAGAGGGAGAAAAGGACUUUAUUCGAAGCCAAGAGUACAAAUACUGCAUGCACAAGUUGUCCAUGGGAGAGAGCCUUGAGGGUGUUAAGGGUGCCUUUAGCAACUAAUCAACACGAAAAUUCUGAAUUGGAGGUGGAAGUAUGGUGAAUUUAUAUAUGCCCUGUUAAAUGUAGAUUAAAGAAAAUGUCCAAGAGAGUCUUGAGAGUAUUUUUUUUCUUUCAAGUAAUUAAUUAUAAAUGAACCAGAUACAAGUAUAUGCUCUUAGAAAUCCAGUACAAUCUAGAACAGAACAAUGCUUCUCUAAAGGUGAGUGCCUUAGUUUUUUAGCCCUUUAAGACUCUAUUAUUAGCAUUUUGAGCAAUUAGUGUAAAGGGUUUGAGUUUAGAUAGAGAUACUAAUAUUCCCCCAAAUAUUUGAGAUGGGAUAUUGGGAUGGGCGAGAAGUUGAUGCAUUUGAAGAUCUUUAAA